Syngnathoides biaculeatus (alligator pipefish) is the source of this 998-nucleotide messenger RNA. Its product is annotated as alpha-2-HS-glycoprotein-like. The transcript is spliced from 7 exons. The coding region runs from base 56 to 967 and encodes 303 amino acids. Gene Ontology annotation, cellular component: extracellular region. The record is from RefSeq and is a predicted model, not a curated record. Gene Ontology annotation, biological process: negative regulation of endopeptidase activity. NCBI's taxonomy places the organism in Eukaryota, Metazoa, Chordata, Actinopteri, Syngnathiformes, Syngnathidae. Gene Ontology annotation, molecular function: cysteine-type endopeptidase inhibitor activity.
ACCUUGUUUAAAGUCUGUGUCUGAUGUCUCCUGUUUCUAGUUCCUUGUUCUCGACAUGAUGAUCCAUCUAUUUUUGGUUCUGCUCUGGGGUGCCACAGUGAUUUCUGGCCUCCUUGCGGCGCCAUCUUUGCCGGCAAUCACUUGUGACAAGGAAAGCCUUCCGGUGGCUGCGAGCCUCGGUGUGCGACACAUCAAUAGGAAGCACAAGCAUGGAUUCAAGUUCCAGCUGCAAGAAAUCCAGAGCAGCAAAUAUCAACAGGUAUCAGGAGGUUGCCACAUAGAUGUGAACGUGAAGAUGGUGCAGACCAAAUGUCACUUCACCAACCCCAAACCUGACGACCAAUGUGAGCUGUGGCAACUGAAUGAGCGGGGUGCUGUUGCCACCUGCAGCAUUGAAUUUUGGCUGAUGUGGGGCGUGGCCAAAAUCAUCCAGCACGAAUGCACCACCAGACCAGAACUUACCAACGAGGAAUUGGUGACAGUUUGUCCCACUUGCCCCAAGUUGUUGCCUCUGGAUGACCCGACAGCUGUGAAGGCUGUUAACAAUGCUGUGGCAAAGUUCAACUGGAAGAGCAAACAGGAGAAUUACUUCACCCUCAUGGAAGUGGCUCACGUGACGAUGGAGUCUGUUGAAACAAUCGGCCCGAUUACCUCGCUCAAGUUUGCCCUGGUUGAGACGGCAUGUCCCAGAGAAGCCAGGAACAUUUUUAUGGGUUGUGCGCCUCGUUGUCCAGACAUAGCUCAUCAUGCCUUUUGUCAAACCACCUAUUACAACCUGCACAAACAAGUGGGAGAACUUGCGUGUGAAUUGUAUCCCCCAAAAAAUCCAAGCAUCUAUCACACUGAUGUACCAGGUCCUGUUUGCAGCCCGUUGUUUCACGAAAGCCCAGAAGCUUGUAUUUGCAAGGCCCGGCUGAACAAUCCCAAUCAUGCUAUUCACCACAUUUGUCCAUUCCCACUUAAGUGAUGUCAUUUUGGAAUAAAGUACUUUCCUGCCA